AUGUUGGUUUCAGCCUCUGUAGAUUCCAUUUCAUCCAUUCCUUCACCCGUGUACCAAUGCAAGAAAGCUUUGUGCCUGAACAUGGCUGUGAACUGCUCACUCACUCUUCUUAACAACUCCUGGAUCGACGUUGAGUUUCCGAUAAAAGCUGAAGCCAUCUGCAGUCCAGUGGGAGGGAUACCACAUACACUCGACUUCAUAUUGUUUGGGAUCCACUCAACAAAGUAGGAUGAGUUCUUAUUCUGCACGUUUAUCAUCUGUUCAUCGACCUCCUUAGUGCUCAUCUUUCCUCUGAACAUGGCAGAGGCUGUGAGAUAA
Molecule: messenger RNA, 318 nt
Organism: Papaver somniferum (opium poppy)
Lineage: Eukaryota; Viridiplantae; Streptophyta; Magnoliopsida; Ranunculales; Papaveraceae
Exons: 1
Source: RefSeq, a predicted model, not a curated record